CCCAGUAUUCGGGCGAUCGCUAGCACCCGCGCACGCGACAUCCCUUCAUCGGGGGUGCGCGCCGCCGUACUUAUAUGUGUAUGUGUGCGUGUUCGCCGUAAGUGCGGGGCCGCGGCAGCCAGCAACGUGGGGUUAGCGUGACGUAACCCCCGCGUGGCACUCUUAAUCGCUCGAUCAACCCGCGUGCCCGUGCCGUGAGGGUGUACGGGGGUGCCUAGAAGCGUCACGACCUCUCCGCACGAGACCUAGCCGGACCUCCAGUCAGCAUCCGCGAGAUGGAGAGUAAUGUAGCGUCGCAGUAAAUGAGCCGAGGGGGUGCGAGUACCGGGUAUAGCUGCGUGUUUCGACCGUCCUUCGCAUUGCGCCGCACGCAAGAACGGGGUCAUUAGCUACGUAGGUAGUCGGAAUGGGUCGAGGGAAGUCGCUCGAGUGGAAGCGAGCAUUGUCGGUGUGAUUUCGAUUUCGAAUCGGGAGUACGCGCAGCCAGGCCGGUCGAUUUACCAUUGCUACUCUAGGUUCUGCAUGAGUACAGUGACAGCGUGAUGCCUGGAGAUCUCAGAUCGAACCGGCGAUUCGACAAUUACACCGCGAGCGCGAUUUCGUGUUUGCGAAACGCGGUACGCGAGGAUUAUAUAUCGCUGAAUAAUGCUCAAGUGCGCUGAUAUUUUAAAGGGUCGAAGGGCUUUGGAGUUUCUCGAGGACUCUUGAAGCGGCAGUAGUCAAUCGUGAAAUUGAUGAGCGAUUCGAAACUACUUUCCGCGGUAACUUUAUCCGCAAAAAGAAUGUGAUAGACUGCAAUAGAUUUCACAAUGAGAGACUAAGCGUAAUGCAACACUAACGGGCAAUAUCGGGUUGCGGCUGCGUUUGAUGCGGUAUAAAUCUGCACGAACAGUGGAGAGAUCCGGCUGAUCAUCUCGUAAAGCGGAUACUUGCGGAAUUCGCGUAUGAUGGAAAGGCGAGCGCCGGCCAAGCCAUUGGAAGAAAUUUACGGCAACCGCGGGGAAUCAUUCGUUUCGUCGAGCACGGCGAAUCAUCUGAUAUUUGCUAUCAGAUAAUGUACGGCCAUCCUCGAUAAUGGAGCGAUAAUCCGAUUGAGAUUCGCAUCGCAAAGCUGACCGUUACGAUCGUAAACGGUUUGCUGAACAUCGAUUGUCCCUGGAAAAAAAAGAAGAAGAAGGAAUCCAGACUUCUGAGCACGCACAAACGAGCUAAUUGAGCGUGCGAUUACAUUUGCGGGAUUCUUUUAACUCGACGAGUUUGCGGAAAAGCAACGACGGAGAUGCAAAAAUCGGAAUAAACAAAAAGAGUUAACAAUAUUUUAUCUUUCACUUAGUAGUAAGUAAAGAGGAUCAAGUCAGAUACUGCCGGCACGAUGCUCAUGUGAGUAUCGGGAUAUUUAUGUGAAAUACGCCACACUGUGCUUGCCAAGAAAUAGAGGGAGAAAAAUCUUUCCCGCUCGCGAAAACGCAGAAUCACUUUUGGGCGGAAGAAGAACGCGACGAAAGGCAGUUUCGUCGCAGUCGUCGGUGCAAGAAGCCUCGGCUGCUAAUGCGGACGAAUUGGCAGGGAACAUCGGCGACCGGUUUUUAUGCGGCUUGUAACUGUUGCUGUUACGUGGGAAGAAGAUCGUUAGCGUCGUCGCCCGGAAAUCCCGCGGAAGAUUAAUGAGCGGUGCGGUCGGCGAUUCGGCGUGGCGGCGAUAGUGCCCGCAUAGGAUCCGCGCGCUUCCUCCGAUACGGUGGUGACGCAGGUCGGUCGGCUUGAUGUUGUCGCGCUUCCUGCAGGAACUGUCGUCAGCGGACAACAGGGCCGCCGUCGCGGAGCAACGGAAGGGCGCGGAAGGCUUGUGAUCGUUCCGGCAGCGGGCCGAUCGCUCCCGCGCCACAACCGAUCGUAGCAGCGGCAGCGGCGCGGCGAUCAUCACGGUCGCCGCCGAUGAGGGUAAUGUGACGGCGGCGAGGACAGGUGAAGAGAUGACGGUGACGGUGACGCCGUCGACUUCCGACGUCGCCGACAAGGCGGUGUCGACGGACGAUGGCGGCAGCGGCGGUAUGGAAGUGGCGCGUCUCGAGGCCGUCCUCGCCGCCCUGGUGGAGACGAAGGUGGAGGCGAUGAAGGCGUCGUCGACGCUGAGCCGACGUUCCGGCAGCGCACCUGCGAGUCCGCGCCGACCUAGAUUGACCUCAACCUCGACGGCCUCCUCCUCGUUGAACCAUCACCACCAUCAUCAUCACCAUCAUCAUCACCAUCACUCGCAGCAACAAAAACAGCAGCAGCUACAGCAACAGCAACAGCACAAUAGAAAGAAGGGCCAGCAUCACCAGCAACAUCAUCGUCACCGUCGCAGACGUCACGAUUCCGCGCCCUGCAGCAGUGAUUACCUUAACAAUGCGACGGAUCACACCCAGCAUAAAUUAACUAACGGAAAAGGACGGAGAAGAGCUUCCGAAAGUCCUCGCAGCCCUCGAAAGAAGCGCAGGCAUUCGAGGAGCCCAAAUGUUCUCCAAGGCGUCGUUCAAGACGUUCACGGCGGCCUCGAUUCGCGCUUCGAGCUGCUCGGCAUUGACGGCGACCAAGACUUGGCCCUAAUAAAUUUCGAAAGGGCUAAAGAAGUCCUCGGCGAUUCCUGCGAAUAUUCGCGGCUGCAACUCCGAAGUGCCUGCUACUUUUCCCAAAGCGCAGCUCAAUUAAAAAUUCAUUACGACGACGACGACUACGUGGCGUUGAACGUAGCCGACGAGCUGGAGGAGGAGGAGACCCUGAGCGGUCCGGAAAAGGUGGAUGAGCCUCAGGGAAGGUAUCAUCGACCGCGAAGAAAGCGCAAACGUAAACGACGCAAGGUCGACCCCGUCGUCAGCCCGGAAGAGGAGCUCGUCGAUCCCGAGGAACUCCCGCCUCGUGCACGAUGGACGAUCGUCGCAACCGCUUGUCUUCUGCUCGCCAUGUCCUUGCUCCUAGUCGGCGUCACACUGCGGAUGGCGCCUAUAAUCGACGAUAUGGUACGGAAGGAGAACGAGGAGCUGCUGAAUUCCCUGAACAGUAACAUUUUCGUGCCCGAGAACGUCACGGCGUCACCUUAAGCGGAGUGAUCUUUCCGAACGGAAGGGCAUCGCUCGUUCGUCGUUCUCGAUUCGCUUCAGUCACGUGACACGAGGUCUCGUGUCGUCCUUACCUCACGAAGCGAACAAGAUGAACACGGCGGUUUUGCGAUGGCGGACGUCAUAUGAAUCCACGUCGGCGUCAUUGUGUUUUGUACGAAACGCGAGACAUCCGGGCGAUUCAGGGGAGAAAUUUCGAGACAAUGAUGAGAAAAAGAAAAAGGCGGCUCUGGUAUCUGUCGUCUCCGAUAAAUCUUGGGUCGGCGGAUCGGAUGUUAAUUAGGUAUCGCAGUUUUAACACGACGCGUCAAAAUCGCGUCCUUGUAUACGACGCUGCGGAAAUGUUGUUGCGACGAGGCCGCGGGAAAUCCGAUCGCAACGUUCGACACGCCAUGUUGCGUCGCUGGUUGUAUUGUUGCCGCGUUCGGAAACGUCGCGUUGAUACAUACAUAUAUAUAUAUAUAUAUAUGUGUAUAUAUAUGUAUAUAUAUAUAUAUCUUGUAUCGAUGCAGACUAGAUGUCCUCGAUUCCAGCCAGCUUCGCCCAAUAAUAAAAGCUCACUUCAAUGAGAAGCAUCCAAAAAAAUGUUCAAUCUGAAUUUAAUAAUUAGAGGAGCUUAUAGCCAAAUUAAAACAUUUGUCAGUAAAAUUUUUAUUAGAUUAAUGCACUUUACGCCGAAAAUUGAAAAAUUCUAAUGAAACCGCGACAAUCGUGUGUCAUUGAACGAUUGUCUAGUAUUACCGCAGCAUACGUAAUCUGUCAUGAUAAAACGCGCAUCUAUGCCAAGUGAUUAGGAGUGCCUAUUCUGCGUUGAAACGAGUCUUUAAUUCUUUAGGCGCGAGAUCACGAUCUUUGACGAGAGCUCGCGCAAUUUGUUGCGGAAUUCAAUCCGACGUUAGGUCGCACACCGAAUGCCAACAACGAAGGAGCGUUUUAGAAGUGACACAGGUGAGAUGGCGCGGUGCCACGGACGUGGCAUCCGGCCGUCCGUCUGUCGGCCGCGAAGGAAUCGGCGUGUGUGCAUGAGGCCUCUCGUCUAUUCACUUCCUCGGGUACGAGUGGACGUACGUGGCCCGAAUCGGGCAUGCAUGAGUAUCGAUCCGCGUCAUCAGUACGCGAAUAUGAAGUUUACACGCUGUUGAGAAAUCGUGUCGCCAGACAAAGUCGACGUGUAAAGGGAUAUAUAGCUUUCUUGGUGCUUUUUUACAUGUCUUCCAGGACGAGAAAGAACGAGUUCGAUGAACGAGGACUUUUAGCCGCCGAUUCCUCGCGCUGACGACAGGCUGGCAGCGUUUUCAUGUAGAAAAUUGUAUAUAAGAGGACUCGUUAUUAACAAUUGUUUGUAGUUACAAAGUCGAGAGAGUAGUCGAGAUAAGGGCCGAAUUGUUGUUGUCAAAAGAUGAACGGUCGUAGAAGAAACGCUCGUCGAAAUCGUGCGAUACAGAGAGAAAAGAAGGAAAGAGGAAACGGAGCACAUUUGUGAUCGGUUAUCCAAGUAUGCGUACGCAUGUGUGCGUAAAUUGUUGUACGUGUAAGGAACACGUGUGGAAGUUUUUCGCGUGCUAUUCGCACGAAACGGCCAAAGUAUUUUUAUUCGCUUCACUUCGCUGCUCUCAGUGCAAUUUCCCAUUUCGCUUUGUGACUAAUUGCUUAAAAGUUUUAUCGGACGUUUUUCGUCGCGAUGAUGGUGAUUCAGCAGGAACUUUUUCCGAUACAUUUAUUUUGUAAGCCCUCUCCGCGAACGUGGAAAAUAUUGUUUGCCGGCAUAACUCGGGCUUAUGAAUUGCGUGCUUCGCAAUUAAGCAAUGUCGAUAAUUCCGUUGGCGACACGCUGUUCUGUAUUUUUACAAAAAUUUCUUAAAUAAUAACCAUUAAUUUUACGAGGACGUUAUUGCUGCUUAUAGUCAGAAAGCUUUGCACUGUUAUAUCGUAUAUUUCAUUUUCCUCGCUUUGCUUGCGACUAAAAGUUGAUUUUAAUUUGAUAUGGUAGAUCGAAUUUGGUAUCAAGAUCUUUGAAAUAAAUUACAUUCGUGACAGCAAAUAUAUUCCAUUCAGUGAUAUACUGAUAAAAUAAAAUAUAGGGCUUGAUAUAUGGACAUGGUUUGAUAGAAUCGGCUUGCGCUGAAUAAUAAUGUUUGACGACAAAAUCUCCUGUGGUACGAUAAUGUCGACAUCAUUUAAGAAAAAGUCCGUAAGAAUUUCAUGAAGAUCGCAUUUGUUUGUUUAGAAAAGUUUUUAUUGCGUGAUACUCGACAAAUUACAUCAUUUAGAUCGAGCAUUUUUCUUUCAGAACAGUGGCAUUUAUUACAUUUUUUUCUGAAACGCAAAGUAUUGGAAUACAGUUCCCUUUAUGCAUUAUUUUUUAUGUUCUUUUUCCCCGCGUUUUUGUUAUUUUUAUUAUACAAAUAUAUACAAAAUUAUACGAAUGCAGUGAAUAGUAUUCUCUAAAGUAAUUUUAAGUACUGUAUUCGAGAAUUUCGGUCGUAAUUUCGGAUUUUCGUGAGUGUUCACUAGCAAUCGCUGCAGUUAACGCAGAGGAAAACUUUUCUAUGUGAGGUGAUGUGCGAUAGCGUCUAUAAAUACUAUCGGAGUUUACACCCGCAUAUAUAUAGCGACUAGUCCCUAAUGUCGUUUCCGCGACGUAAAGUAUACGACGUGGAAUAUCGAGCGCUUAAAAAAAAAGCAAGGCGGAGAAUUUUUGAUUACUUGUUACCGGACUCAUACGUAAACGAUGAGUGUAAAGCUAUACACCUUCGAAGCGGUCGUAUGAUUGAUCGACCAGUGAGGAGCGACAGGAACUUUUCUUCCUUUUUCGACCAAUCUCUUUCACUCAUCGAUUUCUCUGUCCUCUAUGCCAAAUUAACGCACGUUUGCGUUGCUCCGUUUCGCGUUGUCUAUUCUAAAACAACCGUCCUGAGUAUUAUGUUUCACUAUAAAAAUUUCCGCGCCGAUCGCGCUUUGAUAUAUUUUGCUUUGCCUAUACGAACGAUGUAGGACCGACGAUGCGAGAUCGAUCGACUGAUCGCACGUUAGAUGACUAUUUUAUUGUCGAAAAAAAAAAAAACAGAAGGAGACGAUCAGUUUGAUAAAUUCGCGUCGCACAAUCAAUCGGCAUACGUAAUCGCCGAUCUCUCGCGAUAUGCAUUAUAUAAGAACGUAUGUAAGUUAACGAAUAAUCGGUCUUCUGAGCGAAUACAUCGGGCUUUUUUGUAGGUAAAAUCGGCGUAGGAGAUUGUAAAUGAAAGAAGUACAGCCGAUUUUGCUGAUCAGUUUGUUAACAUUAUAGCGAUUCACGGCUGUAAAUCUUUCAUUUAAAUAUUUCGGCCAUAGUAGUUCUUAGCCGCCGACCGACUCGGCGACGGAAAACGCAAUAAUUCGCUGUGUUAUAUGAGGCGCUUUUCUAUAAAAGAUAUUUCCCUUUUCUACCUCUAAUUACUAACUUCUAGGGCCACUCGUAGAAAAUAUUGUAUAGCGUACGAUAUUUUUUUUUUUCACCACGUUCUUCUCUCUCACGACGAGCUUUCACUUCCGUCUUCGUUUUCGCGUACGCUUGGAGAUCACUUGGCCUAACGCGAGGGGGCUCGUUUAUGUCUAAUAAGCGAGCUAAUAAAUAGUUUAGUGACCGCGCGCUCGUGGCUUCCUGGAUAGUUUCGAAAGGAUCCCACGAGGGCACGUCGAGUUCGACGAGUGUUCGAGCAUACUUAGUGACGUUAGAAGCUUCGCACGAGAAUAAACUAUGAGCAAAAAAUAAAAAAAAAAAAGAUACUUGCGCUGGUCGCGUCUUUAUUUCUUACGACACUAUGAUACCACCGAAAAUGCAAUCGCGCCGAUUUGGCAUCGCGCGCGACGAUCAAUGACGACGCUUCUCUUUUGUCAAGAUUAAACUUAAAACUUAAGCUCACAGAUACGAAAAUGCGUGUGCCAAACCUGUGCGUGUGUACAAUGGUGUGCACUCGAGUUUCUUUCGACAAUCAUAGUGCCGGUGUGAGUACGAUCGCUUGUGUGUGAGUUUUUACGGGAGAUAAACGAGCAUUUUUUCCCUCUUCGAGAGCACGGCGUGGAUCGUUGCGCGAGCGACAAGCUCAACUCAGGAAUACAAGCAGAUUGUUCUCCGAUCAUCGAUCGUCGAGAAUUGUCGAGCAAAGUGUCUCUCGUGUCUCGCAUCGUUUCGAUAUUAUCUUCUUAUUUUGCAGCUUCGAUAUCCCGCUGGCGGUGCAAUGUAGCUAGCAGAAAAACGAAAGCGGCGUUUGUCGCGAACAAUUUCAAGCACCGAUAAAAUGCUCAAAAUAUUAGCUUUUAAAAGCCUGGAAACUUAGAUAUUUCUCGAUGCAAACAUAUUUUGUGUAAGAGAGAUGUAACUCAAUAUAUAUCAAACUAUUUAGAGAAGAGAUAAACCGAUUUAAAAAAUCGAUUGGCUUGGAAUAUAUAUAGGUAUAUUUUUUAAAUGCUUUCACGUGACUAGACAUAUGAAUGGACGACAAUAUGCGAAUUUAUUGCCGACAAUUUAAAAUUGCAAACAAAAAUUCACAUUUCUAUAUUUUUUUAGGAAGAUUUUUUUAUUUCUAUUUUUAGAAGUUUAUCUUUCUAUUUUUAAAAUUCUCUAAUUAUUAAAUGCACACAGUGGGGCUAAGCGAAUUCCAAAACGGUCAUUUUUCCUCAUUUUUCCCAUGAGACGAGGCGAAUGAUAAUCCCUUUGUCUCAAAAGACAAUGCAUAUUAAAUAAGGAAUUCUACGCGGUCUGGACACAACCGUAGACUAUGCAAAUAAAUCCACAGCAUUUUUUUUUUUCAGAAAAAAAUUGGGCGACGCGCGUAACAUUGAAUAAUAAGCAGGAUAAAAAGCUACAUGUAACUUUCAUCUUGUCGCUCUCGUACGCGAGGCACGCGUGUUUUAUUCAAGGAACAGAGUCACGCGAGUGGCGUAUUCCAGGCACACUGAGAGAUAUUUUACGCCAGGGAUUGCGUAGCAGUAAUAAUAAUCUCGACCACGAGGUGUG
This is a messenger RNA of Linepithema humile (Argentine ant), 8094 nucleotides long. The record is from RefSeq and is a predicted model, not a curated record. Lineage: Eukaryota; Metazoa; Arthropoda; Insecta; Hymenoptera; Formicidae.